Molecule: messenger RNA, 1760 nt
Organism: Myiozetetes cayanensis
Lineage: Eukaryota; Metazoa; Chordata; Aves; Passeriformes; Tyrannidae
Gene: IFT38
Product: clusterin associated protein 1
Exons: 13
Coding region: 149-1408 (419 amino acids)
Biological process (GO): cilium assembly
Cellular component (GO): intraciliary transport particle B; cilium; centrosome
Source: RefSeq, a predicted model, not a curated record
GACUCCAGCAGGACCGAUGGACCCGGGGAUGUGGCUGCUCCAUCUGCUGCUCAGGGCAGGGACCGUCCCUGUGCUGGGCACUGCUGAGGGGCACCUCAAGGACUGUGUCUAGUUCUGGGUUUCUCAAUUCGGGACAGAUUUUACCGAGAUGAUGAGGGCGCUGGGGUAUCCCCGGCUCAUCUCCAUGGAGAAUUUCCACACCCCAAACUUCAUGCUUGUGGCAGAAGUGCUGCUGUGGCUGGUGAAAAGGUAUGAGCCUCAGACUGAUAUUCCUGCCGAUGUGGAGACGGAACAGGACCGGGUUUUCUUCAUUAAGGCCGUGGCUCAGUUCAUGGCUACCAAAGCUCACAUCAAGCUCAACACUAAGAAGCUGUACCAGGCAGAUGGGUAUGCAGUGAAGGAGUUGCUGAAGGUCACCUCUGUGCUCUACGGGGCCAUGAACACCAAGGGAGUGGAGCGUGCAGACCUCAGAGAGGAAGACUAUGGCAAGUUCAAGUUGGAUCUCGGCUCAAAAAUUGCUGACCUGAAGGCAGCCAGACAGCUGGCUUCUGAAAUCACCUCCAAAGGAGCAGUUCUCUACGACUUACUCGGCAAAGAAGUGGAACUCAGGGAAGCAAGAACAGAAUCUAUUGCCAGACCUUUGGAGAUAAAUGAGGCUGAGAAGGUGAUGAAAAUUGCCAUUGACAGUGUUCUGGAACAAGUCCAGAAGACUAAAGACAUGUUGAAUAACGUGGCUUUGGAUGAAGCCAAUCUGGAAGCCAAGAUCGAAAAGCGAAAAUUGGAACUGGAAAGGAGCCAGAAGAGGCUGCAGACUCUACAGAGUGUCCGUCCUGCUUUUAUGGAUGAGUACGAGAAGAUUGAGGAGCAGCUGCAGAAACAGUACAGCAGUUACCUGGAGAAAUUCCGCAAUCUGGCCUACAUGGAGCAGCUCCUGGAUGAUCAUCGACGGGCAGAGCAAGAGCUGUUUGAGGAAGCAGCAAACAUGCUACGACUUACCCAGAACAGGCUGAAGGAAGAGGAGCAACACCUGCUAAAGAGUGAAGGUCACGACGAUUCUGACAUCGACAUUCGGGAGGAUGAAGGGUCUGACAGUGACCUGGAUGGGCAGCUCACCAAGCAGCACCCCAGCACAGAAGCUCUGCUGCAAGGAAGGACCGGCACACGGGUGGUGGGAACAAUGCAAGGUGAAGACACGGAGGAAGAUGGGACCCUUGCCCCAGCACGGCCAGGCUCGCACAAGGUCACCACCAAGGCACAGGAGGACUCGGGGGAUAGUGAGAUUGACCUGGAUGAAGAUGACGAUGAGGAGGAUGAUCUGGAAGAUGACAGCAUGGAAAUCUCCCCAAGCAAAUCCCGUCACCGAGCAAGGAAGCCAGAGCCACUGGAGCAAAGUGAUAAUGACUUCUGACUCUUCAGUAGCAUCUUGAAACACAAACUUUGGAGAAAAUGCAGGCCAGGAGCAAACAUCCUGCCCUCUGAAAAGCAGCAUGAAUUCAGGAGCUGGUAAAUAAUGUUCAUUAAACUUAAAAAUUAAACUUGGAUUGCCAGGCUUGUGACUCUCAAAGCAUGAGCAUUUUAUCCAUCAUGAGAAUCACAGUAAUGUGAUGUUAUUUCCAUAAUUGCACUAAACUGGCUCUCAUGCACUGCAGUGCCAGAAGUCUCACUCCAGUGAGCACUGUGUGCCUCAUUGCCCUGCAUUUUAUUAUGUCCAAACAGACUUUUUUGGCUUAAUAAAACUGGAUGAAAAGCUGCUCUAGGAA